UGAUACCGAUACUUGGACACUUGGAUUGAUGAUGAUAAGGAAAGGAUAAAUACUCCUAUACAAGAUUGUCGAAAAUUCGAUUAAGUAAGAGAUCAGAAAUGGAACUCCAACGAGUCCUGCAUAUGAGUGGAGGCGAAGGCGACACAAGCUACGCCAAAAAUUCAUCCUACCAGGUCUGUCUGUCCCUCUUUGACAAACACACACACAAACGCGCAGUCACAGGAGUGAAGUUGGUACUGACCAAGGUGAAGCCAGUACUUGAACAAUGCAUACAAGAAUUGUUGCGGACCAACUUACCCUACAACAAGAAGUGCAUUAGAGUUGCUGAUUUGGGAUGCUCUUCAGGACCAAACACACUAUUAACAGUUUCGGACAUCAUACAAAGUAUUGACAAAGUUAGCCAGGAAAUGGACAAUGAAUUUGCACUGCCCACGAUUCAGGGACGUCUGGAGGAAGAAAAACUGGACAGUUUCAAUGUUCCAAUCUAUACGCCUUCAGUAGAAGAAGUCAGGCACAUAAUUGAGGAGGAAGGUUCUUUUGAAAUUGUAUGCCUGGAGACGUUUAAGCUCCGUCAUGAUGCUGGCUUCUCCAUUGAUGAUAACCAGUUAGGAUCCCAUUCCCAGGUACACUUCUGCGAUGAACAUGUUAGAGCAGCCCAUGUGGCAUCAAUGGUUAGAGCAGUUUCCGAACCUAUCCUAGCAAGCCAUUUUGGAGAAGCUAUUAUACCCGACUUAUUCCACAGGUUUGCCAAGAAUGCAGCAAAGCUUCUCCCAUAGGCAAAGGCUUCUUUAAUAAUCUCAUCAUUUCUCUCGCCAAGAAACCACACAAGUCAGACAUGUAAAUGUUUGUUUUUAGAUAUGUAGUACCAAGAUGAUUUCAAAUGUGGCUGUCAUUACAGUUUAGCUCGUAAAGUUUUUUUGAAGCAAAAGUUCGCAGAUUUAAUCUUUUCAAGUGGAUACGUAUCACAGGAUCAUCCUGACAGCGAAGCACGAGCUAAUUGAUAAAAUGUUUCAUCUACAA
Messenger RNA from Coffea arabica (coffee), 1020 nucleotides. The record is from RefSeq and is a predicted model, not a curated record. Lineage: Eukaryota; Viridiplantae; Streptophyta; Magnoliopsida; Gentianales; Rubiaceae.